GGAUGCAUGAUGAGCCCGCUUGAGCAAACAGAUGCAAGAUGUUCAACGAAAUGUACACGUAAGGUCGCCGAGGUGGACGACGAGAGUGAGUCAUAGAGCAACCUUGAGCAAGCGCCUGCUGUCGAACUCAGUUGGAAUGAAGAUCUUAUCCAAAUGGUUACUAGCCUAUGUCUCCACACAGAUUGAUGCGACACCUACAACGCCGUCGGUAGCUCCGGUCCUUUCGGAGACUGCAGAAACUGACGUGAAUUCCGCCGUAGCUUGGUCCACAUUGCACCCGAAAAAGCGGGUUCAAGUGCGCAAGAUAACGUCACAUAGUCCGGGGACGAAUAUCCCUCUUACUAUGGAAUUGAGCGAUGGGCAGUAUUAUAUUGACAGCAUGCUCACGAAAGAGUGUUUGGAACGAUAUGACCUUGCGCGAGCUGAGCUGGAUACCCAUUUGCCUCCAAUCACCAGUCUGCGAGGGGCGAUCAUCAUCGUCCAGAGUGCCCGCUUGAGAUUAUUGAAACCUCACCGAUGCCGUCAGCUAUUCAGCGUCGGUCUGGCGAUCGAUGAUUUCACAUUUAUAGGCAAUCACGGCACUGAACCCGUUGACCAAACGUACCCUGUGGCAGAAGCACAAAAGGUGAUGGCGAGUAUAUCUCACCUUAUGUAUCGCAUAGGGGUGUUUAAUGGUCGCCGCAGUAUGCGUCCAUCCACCGCCAACGUGCAGCACUCAGUCCCCGCGCGCGAGUUUGAUCCUUCCGUCGAUCUUACGUUUCUUGGUCAAAUGGAGCUUGAUAUAAUGUUAGAUGAUGAUUAGCUAUCUUGACCUCUAGUUGCAAAAGAAAUAUGCGAGCAUUGGGGACGCUACAACAAAUAUCAGCUAGUCGACCAAUAUGGUGUCGGAGUAUUCCCCGUCGAUAUUGUAACGUGAAAUGUUGUCAAUCAGCUGGGUUCUUAGGAAAGAAGUUUGCGCAGGAGACAUGUUCUCUCAGGGUACCCUGACGGCACCAGAGCUGGCAAUCCUCAGUGCAAACGAGGUCUCUGAAAUAGUUGAUAAAGUCCGUGUUAUAGUACAAUAAACAUGUCUUUCGUAUUA
This is a messenger RNA of Spizellomyces punctatus DAOM BR117, 1081 nucleotides long. RefSeq lists its product as uncharacterized. The coding region runs from base 32 to 802 and encodes 256 amino acids. The record is from RefSeq and is a predicted model, not a curated record. The transcript has 4 exons. NCBI's taxonomy places the organism in Eukaryota, Fungi, Chytridiomycota, Chytridiomycetes, Spizellomycetales, Spizellomycetaceae.